Molecule: messenger RNA, 690 nt
Organism: Momordica charantia (bitter melon)
Lineage: Eukaryota; Viridiplantae; Streptophyta; Magnoliopsida; Cucurbitales; Cucurbitaceae
Source: RefSeq, a predicted model, not a curated record
UCCUCUCUCCUCCCUUUCUCUCUCCCUCUCUCUAAACGAUCAAUUUCUUUUUCUUUUUAAAUUGCGUGAAGCAGAAGUUUGGUAUUAUCAGAAGGAGUGUUUUUUCUCGAAGAUCAGUUGCUUAGGAAAAUGGGGAAGAAUGAUCACAGAGACGAGAGAGUUCAAGCCGUUCUUCGACUUCUCAGCAAACAAGCCCCACUCACAACCAAACAGGAGAAGUUUUGUAAUACUGCUUGUGUGGAGAGGUUUCUGAAGGCUAAAGGAGAGAAUGUGAAGAAGGCAGUGAAGAGCUUGAGGGCUUGCCUUUCUUGGAGGGAUAGCAUUGGCAUUGAUCAUCUGAUCGCCGAUGAGUUCUCCGCCGAGCUCGCCGAUGGCGUCGCUUAUGUUGCCGGCCACGACGAAGAAUUACGACCCGUUCUGAUUUUCCGGAUUAAGCAGGAUUAUCCCAAGUUCCAUUCGCAGAAACUGUUCAUUCGUCUGCUUGUGUUCACGCUGGAAGUGGCCAUCGGGACCAUGCCGAAGAACACCAACCAAAUGAUCAUCCUUUUCGACGCAAGCUUUUUCAGGUCGGCUUCGGCUUUUAUGAACUUAUUUCUGGCGAUGCUGAAGAUCGUGGCCGAUUUCUAUCCUGGCCUCCUCCAUUCCGCCUUCGUUAUAGAUCCACCGUCUCUCUUCUCAUAUCUUUGGAAG